UUACUACAGAAUGUCGAACCCGUUCGAUUAGGUUAUGGUAAAUAAAAAAGCGAUGCCAUGGUGUAUCUAAAUUAUAUAUGGUUAAUUCUUUCUCUCGGAAUUAUUUUAGGAUUUAUUGUUAUAAAUAGCGAACGAUUAAAGUUGAAUUUAGUAUUAAAUUUAUAUGUCUUUGGAAAACUAAGAAAUUUGCAGGAAUUUAGUUUGACCUCGCACUUUCUUCAAGUCCCGAAAAGAUGGUUCUGGCAUUUCUACUGCAGUGGCCUUCUUAUACACUCUGCCCUGCUGACUGUGAUGGUGUAUUCGGUAUUCGUUGCGGACAAAUUCCCUGAAGAAGUUUCUCUUUUUCUGGGAUACAUUAGAAUCCCAGCAUCAGAGUCAGAGUUGCUCCCUCCUGCCCAGAUCCUGGCGGUUUUGUUGAUGGGUGAAGUACAGAUGAUUCGACGACUGACCGAGUGUAUUUUUGUCAACAGCUACUCGGCUAGCACCAUGAGUGUCGUUAUCUAUCUGACCGGGGUCUUUUUCUACUGCUUCCAGGGAAUCAGUAUUGUCUGCCUCAUGCAGGAGAAAACUCUCACACUUAGUGCUAUCUGGAGUGAUCUCCAGUGGUACAACUACCUGCUCAUCACCAUGUUCCUCUACUUUAGCUACAAGCAGCAUAUUCUCAACAACAUUUUGUCCAGUCUCAGGUGUAAUGAGCAAGGUGCUGUGGUCACCGACAAGCACCUGAUACCAGAGGGGGACCUGUUCCAGCACUCGUCCUGUCCCCACUUCUUCAUGGAGAUCCUCAUCUACAGCGUCUACUGUGCCAUGUUCUGGUGGAGACACACCAUGUGUAACUCCGUCGGGCUCUUUGUGUUGGUGAACCAGCUUUUGGCCGGACAUCUUGCUCAUAGAUGGUAUCAGGAGAACUUCCCUAAUUAUCCAAGGGAGAGAACCCCUGUUAUACCUCUUGUUCAUUAUAGCAGACUGGCAGGGGUUCCACCACCAAAGAAAAAGAAAUGCUAGUCCCUACUCAGAAAAUUCUUGCAUAUUUGUUAGAGAAUUUUCAUUUCUAUGAAAAUUUAUUUUAAGGCAGGAAAUACUUUCUAGUCUGAACUAUUCAGGAAAAUUAUGCAUACAUGUAAGUUGUUCUUCAUAUUUUUUUCUGUGCAAAUUUAUAUCAAAAUCAGGGGGAAAUUUUCUAAUCAUACUUGUGAAUCAUUUUUCAUUGUCUUAUUUUUAAUUCAAAUUAAUAAUAAGGGAAAAGCAUGCUAAUCACUUCUUGGUAACAGUAAGUGGGUACAUUAGAUGUGGAUUUUGCAUGAAUUUAGACACAAAAAAAAGGUUGAAAAAUUCCUUAUUUGUAAACAAUAUGCACAU
Molecule: messenger RNA, 1359 nt
Organism: Magallana angulata
Lineage: Eukaryota; Metazoa; Mollusca; Bivalvia; Ostreida; Ostreidae
Product: polyprenol reductase-like
Exons: 5
Coding region: 58-1005 (315 amino acids)
Biological process (GO): dolichol-linked oligosaccharide biosynthetic process; polyprenol catabolic process
Cellular component (GO): endoplasmic reticulum
Molecular function (GO): 3-oxo-5-alpha-steroid 4-dehydrogenase activity
Source: RefSeq, a predicted model, not a curated record